Molecule: messenger RNA, 645 nt
Organism: Orycteropus afer afer
Lineage: Eukaryota; Metazoa; Chordata; Mammalia; Tubulidentata; Orycteropodidae
Gene: CUNH13orf46
Product: chromosome unknown C13orf46 homolog
Exons: 7
Coding region: 1-645 (214 amino acids)
Source: RefSeq, a predicted model, not a curated record
AUGGAGAAGGAUACCUCAUCCACAUACAGGAGGCACCGACCUAUCCCUGGAGCCCCUUCCUUGGGAAUGGCAUCUGGACAUUUCAAAGUGGCCAACGAAGCAGCUCAACUUCAGAGGAGCAGGAGUGUGGGGGGUUUACACCAGAAGGGGGACCCUCCGAGCCGCAUCAAGAAGUUGCAGAAUGAGUUAGAAUCUGAAGAUCAGGGAAAAGACUCAAGAAGUGAUACAGAAGAUGCUGGCUGUCAGACAAGUGCAGAGGAAGACAAAAAGGAAAAGAUCCAGGAAAUCCUGGGAAUGUUGGACCAUGGUGGUGAAAAAGUAGGACCAGAAGUUGAAAACAGUGACUCAGAGACUAGUGCUAAGGAGGAGCAGGAGGAAGAAGAGGACAUAGACAAAAGCACUAAAGAGGCCACGGAACAGGAGCUGGCAUCCAUUAAACUAGAUGACUUUCUGGAAACAGAGAAACCAUCUACAUUUGUGGAGAUUGAUCUAGGAGACCUCACUGAAGAGGUAGUUGCAUGUGCUGUGAAAGAAGAGAAACGGUCCCAGAUGGACAUUGGAGAUUUGUCUGAAGACGAGGCAAGAAUCAGCUGGGUAUGCUGUAUUCCAUACUCAACUAAAAAGAAGACAAAGGAAAGUGCAUAG